Chanos chanos (milkfish) is the source of this 1534-nucleotide messenger RNA. RefSeq names its product Usher syndrome 1Gb (autosomal recessive) (gene ush1gb). Gene Ontology annotation, molecular function: protein binding. Bases 1 to 1458 code for a protein of 485 amino acids. NCBI's taxonomy places the organism in Eukaryota, Metazoa, Chordata, Actinopteri, Gonorynchiformes, Chanidae. The record is from RefSeq and is a predicted model, not a curated record. The transcript has 5 exons.
AUGAAUGAUAAGUACCACCGGGCGGCUCGUGAUGGCUACCUGGACCUACUUAAAGAGGCCACACGAAAAGACUUAAACGCACCGGACGAGGAUGGGAUGACACCGACCCUAUGGGCCGCUUACCACGGCAAUCUCGAUGCACUUCGACUUAUUGUCGGACGGGGAGGUGACCCGGAUAAGUGUGACAUCUGGGGGAACACACCUCUGCACCUGGCUGCUGCCAACGGCCAUCUGAACUGCCUGUCUUUCCUGGUCUCCUUCGGUGCCAAUGUGUGGUGUCUGGACAAUGAUUACCACACCCCCCUAGACAUGGCCGCCACCAAGAACCACAUGGACUGCGUCCGUUACCUGGACUCUAUCGCUGCCAAGCAGACCGCUAUCAACCCAAAGCUGGUGAGUAAGCUGAAGGACCGGGCCUUCCGCGUGGCCGAGCGACGCAUUAAAGAUUGUGUCAAGCUCCAGCACAAGCACCAUCAGCGAAUGGAGAAGCGCUUUCUCAAAGAGGCGGCUGCGUCUGACGUCUCUGACGCCAUGAGUUUCUCCAGCUACUCCAGCAGCUCCCUUAGCCGUAGACUGCCCCAGUUCAACACCGUCAACUCCACCAUGUCCUACUCACAGACCCUGCAUUCUACAGCAAAGAGUAAAACCAAGAUCCAGAGGCGUCUGGAGAAGAGGAGACAGGGCGACAGCACCUUUAAAAUCUCUGAGGACGGACGGAAAAGCGUCCGUUCGUUAUCUGGCCUACAGUUGGGCAACGAUGUGAUGUUCCUUAAACAGGGCACCUAUGCCACCCCCCGGGAACGACCCAACCCCCGUCUCAACAUACGCCACAUGUUCCCCGGCAACCACGAUGAUGACGACGAGACCGACACAGUCUCCCGUGCCCUGAGUGAUCCUGGCCUGCAUGAGGCGGCAUACUCGGAAAUCAGCGUGGACUCAGGGCGGGAUUCGCUCUUCACGCGGCCUGGUCUGGGGACAAUGGUGUUUCGGCGGAACUACGUCAGCGGAGGACUCUUCGGCCUCGGCGGUCGUGAUGACGGCAGCAUAGUGGGCAGCGAGCCAGUGGGACGAGCUCCUAAUGUCCGGCUGCGGGGGCGUCUGCCCUUGCGAUCGCCCAGUCUCGACGAAGUCAGCAUCGGCAGUGCAUUGAGCCUACAGGAACGCAACCUACAGGUAGAGCUGCCAUGGGAGGACGGGGAUUUGGGGUUGGAGGAUGAGGAGGAGCUGGAGCCUAACACGGGGCCUUUGGAGGUGUUUCUGGCCGCUCAGGGUUUGGGGGAGUUCAUAGCCAUCUUCAGAAGGGAGAAGAUUGACCUGGAAGCACUCCUCCUGUGCUCAGAGGAGGACUUGUCCAGUAUCCACAUACCACUUGGCCCCCGCAAGAAACUACUGGAGGCCUGUCGCAGACGCGCUGACGUGCUGGAUGAACCAGAGGCCAUGCAGGACACAGAGCUGUGAAGAUGGGACUGGUUUGGUGGAGCAUUUAUAUCUGGCACUGGCAGGCCAGACAAACAUUGGAGAAAAAACAUUUCCC